UGCGGCAACAACAAACGGAGCCGUGCCCACAACAACCACAGCUGCUCCCACAACAACCACAGCUGCUCCCACAACAACCAAAGAUUUAACAACGACAACUACAGCUGGGGCAACAAUCACAGCCGUCCUCACAACAACCCCAGCUGCUGCCACAUCAACGACUGGGGCUACAACAACUUCAGCAGUCCCCACAACAAUUCCAGCUGCCACAGAAACAACCACAGAUUCCCCCAUAGCAACCACAUCUGCUGCUAUGACAACAGCAACUGCUGUUAUGACAACCACAACCGCCCCCACAACAACCGCAGAUGCUCCCACAACUACAGCUGACAAAACAACAACCACAUCAGCAGCCACAAAAACAAACAAAGCUGCGGCAACGUCAACUACAGCUACGUCUACAGCAACAACAGCUGCAACCAUAACAGCCACAGCUGCUAUGACAAAAGCUGCUCCUACAACAACGACAGCUUUACCAACGACUAAUACUUCUGCGACGACAACAACCAUAGCUGCUCCCACAACAGCCACAGCUGCUCCCACAAUAACCACAGAGGCACCAACAACAUCUAAAGCAACCACAGCUGCUACAGCAGCUCCCACAACCUCAUCUGCUGCUACAUCAUCAACAGCUGCGGCUCCAACCACCACAGCCAUCCCCACAACAACCAUAGCUGCACUGACAAAAAAGAAUACAGCUGCAGCUACGACAACUACAGCUAUGUCUACAGCAACCACAGCUGCAUCCACAACAACCACAGCUGCUCCCACAACAAUUAUAACUGCUAUUACAACAGCUGCUCCUACAGUAACGACAGCUUUACCAACUACUAAUACUGAUGCGACGACAACAACCGCAACAGUCCCCCCAACAACCACCGCUGCUCAAACAACGACCACAGUUUCUCUAACAAACACCACAGCUGCUACCACAAGUACCACAGAGGCACCAACGGCAACUACUUCUGGAGCAACAAUCACAGACGUCCCCACAACAACCACAGCUGAUUCCACAACAAUCACAGCUGCUCCCACAACAAACACAACUGUGCCCAAAUCAACCACGGCUCCUCCAACAAUAACUACAGCUGCUCCCACAACAACCACAGAUGUACCAACGACAAAUAAAGCAGGGGCAACAAUCACAGCCGUCCUCACAACAACCACAUCUGCUGCCACAUCAACAGCUGUGACUACAAUAACUACAGACGUCCCCACAACAAUCCCAGUUGCGGCAAAAACAACCACAUCUUUCCCCAUAACAACCACAUCUGCUCCUACAGCAACGACAGCUUUAUCAACGACUAAUACUGCUGAAACGACAACAGCUGCUCCCACAACAACCACAGCUGCCACCACAACAACCAGAUCAGCACCAAUGACAUCUAAAGAUGGGGCUACACCAACCACAGCUGUCCCCACAACAACCACAACUACUACAGCAGCUCCCACAACCACAGCUGCAUCUAAAACAACAGUCGCUGCGACCACAACAAUUACAGUUGUGCCGGCGACAACCACAGCUUCCGCUACAACAACCACAGCUGCUCCCACAACAACUGCUGACACCACAAAACACACAUCAGCACCAACAACAUCUACAGCUGAGGCUACAACGACAACUACAACUGGGGAAACAAUCGCACCAUUCCUCACAACAACCACAGCUGAUUUAACAACAUCCACAGCUGAUGCCAAGACAAGCACAGCUGCCCUCACAACAACCACAGCUGCUCCCACAACAACCACAGCUGCAACCACAGCUGCUCCCACAACAACCAAAUAUUUAACAAUGACAGCUACAGCUGGGGAAACAAUCACAGCUGUCCUCACAACAACCACAGCUGCUGCCACAACAACUAUGGCCAUCCCCACAGCAAUCCCAGCUGCACCCACAACAAAUAAAGCUGCAAUUGCAACAACAACUAGAGCUGCACCUUCAAUAAGCACAGCUGCUCCCACAACAACCACAACUGCACCCACAACAACCACAUCUUCUCCCACAACAACAGCUGACACCACAACAACCACAUCAGCACCAACGACAUCUAAAGCAGGGGCUACAGCAACCACAGCUGUCCCCACAACAAUUACAGCUACUACAGCAGCUCACACAACCACAACUGCUGCUACAUUAACAACAGCUACGGCUACAACACCCACAACCAUCCACACAACAACCACAGCUGCUGCCACAUCAACAGCUGAGGCUACAACAACUAUGGCCAUCCCCACAGCCAUCCCAGCUACACCCACAACAACCAUAGCUGAUGCUAUGACAACAGCUGCAGCAACAACAACGGAAGCUGUACCCACAAUAACCACAACUGCUGCUACGACAACAAAAUAUUUACCAACGACUAAUAAUGCGGAGACGACAACAACCACAGCUGCACCCACAACAACCACAUUGGCUAUGGCAGCAACCAAACCUGCUGCCACAUCAACAGAUGUGGCUACGACAACUACAGCUGUGACUUCAACAACAGCUGCACUGAUAACAGCCACAGCUGCUCCCACAACAAACAUGGUGGCUGCUAUGACAACAGCUGCGGCAACAACAAGUGAAGCUGUACCCACAACAACCACAAAUGCUGUUACAACAACAAAAUAUUUCCCAACGACUAAUACUGCGGAGACGACAACAACCACAGCGGCACCCACAACAACCACAUUGUCUAUGGCAACAACCACACCUGCUGCCACAUCAACAGAUGUGGCUACGACAACUACAGCUGUGACUUCAACAACAACAGCUGCACCAAUAACAGCCACAGCUGCUCCCACAACAAACAUAGUGGCUGCUAUGACAACAGCUGCGGCAACAACAAGUGAAGCCGUACCCACAACAACCACAACAGCUCCUACAACAACAACAGUUUUACCAACGACUAAUCCUGGUGCAACGACAACAGACACAGCUGCUCCCACAACAACAACAACUGCUCCCACAACAACCACAGCUGCUGCCACAACAACCACAGCUGCACCCACAACAACCACAGCUGCUCCCACAACAACCAGAGCAGCACCAACAACAGCUAAAGCUGUGAUGGCAAUAACAACUAUAGCUGCAUCUUCAACAACCACAGCUGAUUCCAAAACAACAGCAGCUGCUCCCACAACAAACACAACUGUGCCCAAAUCAACCACGGCUCCUCCAACAAUAACUACAGCUGCUCCCACAACAACCACAGAUGUACCAACAACAAAUAAAGCAGGGACAACAAUCACAGCCGUCCUCACAACAACCACAUCUGCUGCCACAUCAACAGCUGUGACUACAAUAACUACAGACGUCCCCACAACAAUCCCAGUUGCGGCAAAAACAACCACAGCUUUCCCCAUAAAAACAACAUCUGCUCCUACAGCAACGACAGCUUUAUCAACGACUAAUACUGCUGAAACGACAACAGCUGCUCCCACAACAACCACAGCUGCUGCCACAACAACCAGAUCAGCACCAAUGACAUCUAAAGAUGGGGCUACACCAACCACAGCUGUCCCCACAACAACCACAACUACUACAGCAGCUCCCACAACCACAUCUGCUGCUAAAACAACAGUCGCUGCGACCACAACAAUUACAGUUGUGCCGGCGACAACCACAGCUGCCGCCACAACAACCACAGCUGCACCCACAACAACCACAUUGGCUAUGGCAACAACCACACCUGCUGCCACAUCAACAGAUGUGGCUACGACAACUAGAGCUGUGACUUCAACAACAGCUGCACCGAUAACAGCCACAGCUGCUCCCACAACAAACAUGGUGGCUGCUAUGACAACAGCUGCGGCAACAACAAGUGAAGCUGUACCCACAACAACCACAAAUGCUGUUACAACAACAAAAUAUUUCCCAACGACUAAUACUGCGGAGACGACAACAACCACAGCUGCACCCACAACAACCACAUUGGCUAUGGCAACAACCACACCUGCUGCCACAUCAACAGAUGUGGCUACGACAACUACAGCUGUGACUACAACAACCACAGCUGCUCCCACAACAAACACAACUUCUCUGACAAACACCAAAGCUGCAACCACAACAACCACAGAGGCACCAACGUCAACUACAGCUGGAGCAACAAUCACAAACAUCCCCACAACAACCACAGCUGCUCCCACAACAACCAUAGCUGAUGCUAUGACAACAGCUGCAGCAACAACAACUAAAGCCGUACCCACAACAACCACAACUGCUGCUACGACAACAAAAUAUCUACCAACGACUAAUAAUGCGGAGACGACAACAACCACAGCUGCACCCACAACAACCACAUUGGCUAUGGCAGCAACCAAACCUGCUGCCACAUCAACAGAUGUGGCUACGACAACUACAGCUGUGACUUCAACAACAGCUGCACCGAUAACAGCCACAGCUGCUCCCACAACAAACAUGGGGGCUGCUAUUAAAACAGCUGCGGCAAUAACAAGUGAAGCUGUACCCACAACAACCACAAAUGCUGCUACAACAACAAAACAUUUCCCAACGACUAAUACUGCGGAGACGACAACAACCACAGCUGCACCCACAACAACCACAUUGGCUAUGGCAACAACCACACCUGCUGCCACAUCAACAGAUGUGGCUACGACAACUACAGCUGUGACUACAACAACCACAGCUGCUCCCACAACAAACACAACUUCUCUGACAAACACCAAAGUUGCAACCACAACAACCACAGAGGCACCAACGGCAACUACAGCUGGAGCAACAAUCACAAACAUCCCCACAACAACCACAGCUGCUCCCACAACAACCAUAGCUGAUGCUAUGACAACAGCUGCAGCAACAACAACUGAAGCCGUACCCACAACAACCACAACAGCUCCUACAACAACGACAGCUUUACCAACGACUAAUACUGGUGCAACGACAACAGACACAGCUGCUCCCACAACAACCACAGCUGCUCCCACAACAACCACAGCUGCUCCCACAACAACCACAGCGGCUGCCACAACAACCACAGCUGCACCCACAACAACCACAGCUGCUCCCACAACAACCCGAUCAGCACCAACAACAGCUAAAGCUGUAAUGGCAAUAACAACUAUAGCUGCAUCUUCAACAACCACAGCUGAUUCCACAACAACAGCAGCUGCUCCCACAACAAACACAACUGUGCUCAAAUCAACCACGGCUCCUCCAUCAAUAACUACAGCUGCUCCCACAACAACCACAGAUGUACCAACGACAAAUAAAGCAGGGGCAACAAUCACAGCCGUCCUCACAACAACCACAUCUGCUGCCACAUCAACAGCUAUGACUACAAUAACUACAGACGUCCCCACAACAAUCCCAGUUGCGGCAAAAACAACCACAGCCUUCCCCAUAACAACCACAUCUGCAGCUACGACAACAACAGCUUCAGCUACAACAAUCACAGCUUCACCCACAACAACAAACACAGUUGCGGCUACGACAACAAACACAGUUGCGGGUACGACAACUACAGCUCUGCAUACAACAACCACAGCUGCACCUACAACAACAACAGCUGUCCACACAACAAACAUAGCUGCAAUGACAGCAGCUGCAGCAAAAACAACCGGAGCCAUGCCCACAACAACCACAACUGCUCCUACAACAACCACAGCUGCUCCAUCAAUAACCACAGAGUCACCAACAACAUCUAAAGCAGGGGUUACAACAACCACAGAUGCUACAGCAGCUCCCACAACCACAUCUGCCGCUACAUCAACAACAGCUGCGGCACCAACAACCACAGCCAUCCCCACAACAACCACAGCCGCACCCACAAAAACAAAUACAACUGCGGCUACGACAACUACGGCUAUGUCUACAGCAACCACAGCUGCACCCACAACAACCACAGCUGCUCCCACAACAAUCAAAGCUGCUUUGACAAUAGCUGCUCCUACAAGAACGACAACUUUACCAACUACUAAUACUGAUGCGACGACAACAACCACAGCUGCUCCCACAACAACCACAUUUUCACCCACAACAACCACAACUGCUCCCACAAUAACCACAGAUGCUGCCACAACAACCACAGCUGCACCCACAACAACCACAGCUGCUCCCACAACAACCAAAUCAGCACCAACAACAGCUAAAGCUAUGAUGGCAAUAACAACUAUAGCUGCAUCUUCAACAACCACAGCUGAUUCCACAACAACAGCAGCUGCUCCCACAACAAACACAACUGUGCCCAAAUCAACCACGGCUCCUCCAUCAAUAACUACAGCUGCUCCCACAACAACCACAGAUGUACCAACGACAAAUAAAGCAGGGGCAACAAUCACAGCCGUCCUCACAACAACCACAUCUGCUGCCACAUCAACAGCUGUGACUACAAUAACUACAAACGUCCCCACAACAAUCCCAGUUGCGGCAAAAACAACCACAGCUUUCCCCAUAACAACCACAUCUGCUGCUACGACAACAACAGCUUCAGCUACAACAAUCACAGCUUCACCCACAACAACAAAAACAGUUGCGGCUACGACAACAAACACAGUCAUCACCACAACAACAAAAGCCGCACCCACAAAAACAAAUACAACUGCGGCUACGACAACUACGGCUAUGUCUACAGCAACCACAGCUGCACCCACAACAACCACAGCUGCUCCCACAACAAUCAAAGCUGCUUUGACAAUAGCUGCUCCUACAAGAACGACAACUUUACCAACUACUAAUACUGAUGCGACGACAACAACCACAGCUUCUCCCACAACAACCACAGCUUCACCCACAACAACCACAACUGCUCCCACAAUAACCACAGAUGCACCAACAACAACUAAGGCUGGGGCAACAACCACAACCAUCCCCCCAACAACCACAGCUGCUCAAACAACAAACACAGCUUCUCUAACAAACACCACAGCUGCUACCACAACAACCACAGAGGCACCAAUGGCAACUACUGCUGGAGCAACAUUCACAGAUGUCCCCACAACAACCACAGCUGAAUUAACAACAUCCACAGCUGCUCUCACAACAACCAUAGCUGCUGCUAUGACAACAGCUGUGGCAUCAACAACGGAAGCCGUACCCACAAUAACCACAACUGCUCCUACAACAAAAGCAGCUUUACCAACGACUAAUACUGCUGAGACGACAACAACCACAGCUUCACCCACAACAACCACAUUGGCUAGAGCAUCAACCAAACAUGCUGCCACAUCAACAGCUGCGGCUACGACAACUGCAGUUGUGACUACAACAACAGCAGCACCCAUAACAGCCACUGUGCCCAAAUCAUAUACAGCUCCUCUGACAAUAACCACAGCUGCUCCAACAACAAAAUAUUUACCAACGACUAAUACUGUGGAGACGACAACAACAACAGCUGCACCCACAACAACCACAUUGGCUAUGGCAGCAACCACACCUGCUGCCACAUCAACAGAUGUGGCUACAACAACUACAGCUGUGACUUCAACAACAACAGCUUCACCGCUAACAGCCACAGCUGCUCCCACAACAAACAUAGUGGCUGCUAUGACAACAGCUGUGGCAACAACAAGUGAAGCUGUACCCACAACAACCACAAAUGCUGUUACAACAACAAAACAUUUCCCAAAGACUAAUACUGCGGAGACGACAACAACCACAGCUGCACCCACAACAACCACAUUGGCUAUGGCAACAACCACACCUGCUGCCACAUCAACAAAUGUGGCUACGACAACUAGAGCUGUGACUACAAUAACCACAGCUGCUCCCACAACAACCAAAGAUUUAAAAAUGACAGCUACAGCUGAAGAAACAAUCACAGCCGUCCUCACAACAACCACAGCUGCUGCCACAUCAACAGCUGGGGCUACAACAACUUUGGCCAUCCCCACAUCAAGCCCAGCUGCACCCACAACAAAUAAAGCUGUGAUUGCAACAACAACUACAGCUGCACCUUCUAUAAGUACAGCUGCUCCUACAACAACAAUAGCUGCACCCACAACAAUGACAGCUGCUCCCACAACAACAGCUGACACCACAACAACCACAUCAGCACCAACGACAUCUAAAGCAGGGGCUACAGCAACCACAUCUGUCCCCACAACAAUUACAGCUACUACAGCAGCUCACACAACCACAUCUGCUUCUACAUUAACAACAGCUACGGCUACAACAACUACAGCCAUCCACACAACAACCACAGCUGCACCCACAAAAACCACAGCUGCUCCCACAACAACCACAGCUGCUCCCACAUCAACCAUAGCUGCUGCUAUGACAACAGCUGUGGCAACAACAACAAAAGCCGUGCCCACAACAACCACAACUGAUCCUACAACAAUGACAGCUUUACAAAAGACUAAUACUGCUGCUCCGACAACAACCACAGCUGCUCCCACAACAAUCACAGCUGCAACCACAACAACCACAGUUCCGUCCAAAUCAAAUACAGCUCCUCUGACAAUAACCACAGCUGCUCCCACAACAACCACAAAUUUAAGAAUGACAGCUACAGCUGGGGUAAAAAUCACAGCCGUCCUCACAACAACCACAGCUGCUGCCACAUCAACAGCUGAGGCUACAACAACUAUGGCCAUCCCCACAACAAUCCCAGCUGCACCCACAACAAAUAAAUCUGCGAUUGCACCAACAACUACAGCUGCACCCACAACAACCACAGAUGCUCCCACAACAACCACAGCUGCUCCCACAGCAACCACAGCUGAACCCACAAAAACAAAUACAGCUGUGGUUAAGACAACUACAGCUAUGUCUACAACAACCACAGCUGCACCCACAACAACCAUAGCUGAUGCUGUGACAACAGCUGCAGCAACAACAACGGAAGCUGUACCCACAACAACCACAAAUGCUGUUACAACAACAAAAUAUUUACCAUUGACUAAUACUGCGGAGACGACAACAACCACAGCUGCACCCACAACAACCACAUUGGCUAUGGCAACAACCACACCUGCUGCCACAUCAACAGAUGUGGCUACGACAACUACAGCUGUGACUACACCAACCACAGCUGCUCCCACAACAAACACAGCUUCUGUGACAAAAAUCACAGCUGCAACCACAACAACCACAGAGGCACCAACGGCAACUACAGCUGGAACAACAAUCACAAACAUCCCCACAACAACCAUAGCUGAUGCUGUGACAACAGCUGCAGCAACAACAAUGGAAGAUGUACCCCCAACAACCACAAAUGCUGUUACAACAACAAAAUAUUUCCCAACGACUAAUACUGCGGAGACGACAACAACCACAGCUGCACCCACGACAACCACAUUGGCUAUGGCAACAACCACACUUGCUGCCAAAUCAACAGAUGUGGCUACGACAACUACAUCUGUGACUACAACAACCACAGCUGCUCCCACAACAAACACAGCUUCUCUGACAAACACCACAGCUGCAACCUCAACAACCACAGAGGCACCAACGGCAACAACAGCUGGAGUAACAAUCACAAACAUCCCCACAACAACCACAGCUGCUCCCACAACAACCAUAGCUGAUUCUAUGACAACAGCUGCAGCAACAACAACGGAAGCUGUACCCACAAUAACCACAACUGCUGCUACAACAGCAAAAUAUUUACCAACGACUAAUACUGCGGAGACGACAACAACCACACCUGCUGCCACAUCAACAGAUGUUGCUACGACAACUACAGCUGUGACUACAACAACAACAGCUGCACCCAAAACAGCCACAGCUGCUCCCACAACAAACAUAGUGGCUGCUAUGACAACAGCUGUGGCAACAACAAGUGAAGCUGUACCCACAACAACCACAUUGGCUAUGGCAACAACCACACCUGCUACCACAUCAACAGAUGUGGCUACGACAACUACAGCUGUGACUACAACAACAACAGCUGCACCGAUAACAGCCACAGCUGCUCCCACAACAAACAUAGUGGCUGCAAUGACAACAGCUGCGGCAACAACAAGUGAAGCCGUACCCACAACAACCACAACAGCUCCUACAACAACGACAGCUUUACCAACGGCUAAUACUGGUGCAACGACAACAACCACAGCUGCUCCCACAACAACCACAGCUGCUGCCACAACAACCACAGCUGCUGCCACAACAACCACAGCGGCACCCACAACAACCACAGCUGCACCCACAACAACCAGAGCAGCACCAACAACAGCUAAAGCUGUGAUGGCAAUAACAACUAUAUCUGAAUCUUCAACAACCACAGCUGAUUCCACAACAACCACAGCUGCUCCCACAACAAACCCAACUGUGCCCAAAUCAACCACGGCUCCUCCAACAAUAACUGUAGCUGCUCCCACAACAACCACAGAUGUACCAAUGACAAAUAAAGCAGGGGCAACAAUCACAGCCGUCCUCACAACAACCACAUCUGCUGCCACAUCAACAGAUGUGACUACAAUAAAUACAGAUGUCCCCACAACAAUCCCAGUUGCCGCAAAAACAACCACAGCUUUCCCGAUAACAACCACAUCUGCUGCUACGACAACAACAGCUUCGGCUUCUACAACCACAGCCAUCCUCACAUCAAACACAGAUUCACCCACAACAACAAACACAGUUGCAGCUACGACAACUACAACUCUGCAUACAACAACCACAGCUGCACCCACAACAACAACAGCUGUCCACACAACAAACAUAGCUGCUAUGACAACUGCUGCGGCAACAACAAAUGGAGCCGUGCCAAUAACAACCACAACUGCUCCUACAACAACGACAGCUUUACCAACGGCUAAUAAUGCUGCAGCGACAACAACCACAGCUGCUCCCACAACAACCACAGCUGCUCCCACAACAACCAAAGAUUUAACAACGGCAACUACAGCUGGGGCAACAAUCACAGCCACCCUCACAACAACCCCAGCUGCUACCACAUCAACGGCUGGUGCUACAACAACUUCAGCAGUCCCCACAACAAUCCCAGCUGCCACAGAAACAACCACAGAUUCCCCCAUAGCAACCACAUCUGCUGCUAUGACAACAACAUCUGCUGUUAUGACAACCACAACCGCCCCCACAACAACUGCAGAUGCUCCCACAACUACAGCUGACACAACAACCACAUCAGCACCCACAAAAACAAAUAAAGUUGCGGAUACGACAACUACAGCUAUGUCUACAGCAAGAACAGCUGCAUCCAUAACAGCCACAGCUGCUAUGACAACAGCUGCUCCUACAACAACAACAGCUUUACCAACGGCUAAUACUUCUGCAACGACAACAACCAUAGCUGCUCCCACAACAACCACAGCUGCUCCCACAAUAACCACAGAGGCACCAACAACAUCUAAAGCAACCACAGCUGCUACAGCAGCUCCCACAUCCACAUCUGCUGCUACAUCAUCAACAGCUGCGGCUCCAACAAAAACAGCCAACCCCACAACAACCAUAGCUGCACCCACAAAAACAAAUGCAGCUGCGGCUACGACAACUACAGCUAUGACUACAGCAACCAAAGCUGCAUCCACAACAACCACAGCUGCUCCCACAACAAUCAUAACUGCUAUGACAACAGCUGCUCCUACAGCAACGACAGCUUUAACAACUACUAAUACUGAUGCGACGACAACAACCGCAACCGUCCCCCCAACAAAAACAGCUGCUCAAACAACAACCACAGUUUCUCUAACAAACACCACAGCUGCUACCAGAACUACCACAGAGGCACCAACGGCAACUACUUCUGGAGCAACAAUCACAGACAUCCCCACAACAACCACAGCUGAUUCCAUAACAACCACAGCUGCUCCCACAACAAACACUACUGUGCCCAAAUCUACCACAGCUCCUCCAACAAUAACCACAGCUGCUCCCACAACAACCACAGAUGUAUCAUCAACAACUAAAGCAGGGGCAACAAUCACAGCAGCUCCAACAAUAACAACAGAGUCACCAACAACAUCUAAAGCAGAUGCUACAACAACCACAGAUGCUACAGCAGCCCCCACAACCACAUCUGCUGCUACAUCAACAACAGCUGCGGCUCCAACAACAACAGCCAUCCCCACAACAACCACAGCCGCACCCACAAAAACAAAUACAGCUGCGGCUUCGACAACUACAGCUAUGUCUACAGCAACCACAGCUGCACGAACAACAACCACAGCUGCUCCCACAACAAUCAUAGCUGAUAUGACAACAGCUGUUCCUACAACAACGACAGCUUUACCAACGACUAAUACUUCUGCGACGACAACAACCACAGCUGCUCCCACAACAACCACAGCUGCACCCACAAUAACCACAGAGGCACCAACAACAUCUAAAGCAGGGUCUACAACAACCACAGCUGCUACAGCAGCUCCCACAACCACAUCUGCCACUACAUCAACAACAGCAGCGGCUCUAACAACCACAGCCAUCCCCACAACAACCACAGCUGCACCCACAAAAACAAAUACAGCAACCACAGCUGCAACCACAACAACCAGAGCUUCUCCCACAACGAUCAUAGCUGCUUUGACAACAGCUGUUCCUACAAGAACGACAACUUUACCAACUACUAAUACUGAUGCGACGACAACAACCACAGCUGCUCCCACAACAACCACAGCUUCACCCACAACAACCACAACUGCUCCCACAAUAACCACAGAUGCACCAACAACAACUAAGGCUGGAGCAACAACCACAACCGUCCCCUCAACAACCACAGCUGCUCAAACAACAAACACAGCUUCUCUAACAAACAUCACAUCUGCUACCACAACAACCACAGAGGCACCAAUGGCAACUACUGCUGGAGCAACAAUCACAGACGUCCCCACAACAACCACAGCUGAAUUAACAACAUCCACAGCUGCUCCCACAACAACCAUAGCUGCUGCUAUGACAACAGCUGCGGCAACAACAACGGAAGCCGUACCCACAAUAACCACAACUGAGCCUACAACAACAUCAGCUUUACCAACGACUAAUACUGCUGAGACGACAACAACCACAGCUUCACCUACAACAACCACAUUGGCUAGGGCAACAACCACACAUGCUGCCACAUCAACAGCUGCGGCUACGACAACUGCAGUUGUGACUACAACAACAGCAGCACCCAUAACAUCCACUGUGCCCAAAUCAAAUACAGGUCCUCUGACAAUAACCACAGCUGCUCCCACAACAACCAAAUAUUUAACAAUGACAACUUCAGCUGGGGCAACAAUAACAGCCAUCCUCACAACAACCACAGCUGCACCCACAACAAAUAAAGCUGCGAUUGCAACAACAACUACAGCUGCACCUUCAAUAAGCACAGCUGCUCCCACAACAACCAUAGCUGCACCCACAACAACGACAGCUGCUCCCACAACAACAGCUGACACCACAACAACCACAUCAGCACCAACGACAUCUAAAGCAGAGGCUACAGCAACCACAGCUGUCCCCACAACAAUUACAGCUACUACAGCAGCUCACACAACCACAUCUGCUUCUACAUUAACAACAGCUACGGCUACAACAACCACAGCCAUCCACACAACAACCACAGCUGCACCCACAACAACCACAGCUGCUCCAGCUCUGGCAACAACCACAGCCAUCCUCACAACUGAAGCAGCUGAAAUAACAACGUCCACCGUUGCUUCUACGACAACCACAGUUGCCCCCAAAGCAACCAGAGAAGCAACAACUACCGUUGCAGCUGAAACAACAACUACAGCUACUCAUAUAACAACAAAAGCUGAUCCCAAAACAACCACAGUUACAACCACAACAACAACAAAUUCAGCUGUGGCUACGACAACUGCUGCUUCACCAACAACAAUCACAGCUGCUCCCGCAACAACCAUAGCUGCUGCUAUGACAACAGCUACGACAACAACAACCGAAGCCAUGCCCAAAACAACCACAACUGCUCCUACAACAACGACAGCUUUACCAACGACUAAUACUACUGCCACGACAACAACCAUAGCUGCUCCCACAACAACAACAGUUGCACCAACAACAGCCAAAGCUGCUCAAGCAGCACCAACAACCACCGCUGCUGCCACAUCAACAGCUGAGGCUACAACUACAACAGCCGUACCCACAACAACCCCAGCUGCUGCCAUAACAAUCACAGCUUCUCCCACAACAACAACCUCUGCCGCUAUGUCAAAAACAGCUGCAACUACAACAACCAAAGCUGAUACCACAACAACCACAGCUGCCCCCACAACAACCAUAGCUCCUCCAACAACAACCACAGCUGCUCCCAUGAAAUCCACAUUGGCACCAACGACAACUUCAGCUGGGCAAACAUCCACAGCCGUCCCCACAACAACCACAGAUGAAUUUACCACAUCCACAGCUGCUGCUACAACAACCACAGCUGAAUUAACAACACCCACAGUUACUGCUACGAAAACCACAGCUGCCCCCACAACAACCACAAUAGCAUCAACAACAACUACCAUUGCAGCGGAAAUGAUAACUACAGCUACACAUACAACAACAAAAGCUGAUCCCAAAACAACCACAGUUGCAACCACAACAACAAAACAUUCAGCUGUGGCUACGACAACUGCUGCUGUGUCUACAACAACCACAGCUGCACCAACAACAAUCACAGCUGCUCCCGCAACAACCACAGCUGCUGCUAUGACAACAGCUACGACAACAACAACCGAAGCCAUGCCCAAAACAAUCACAGCUGCUCCCACAACAACCACAGCUGCACCAACAACACCCAAAGCUGCUCAAGCAGCAGCAACAACCACUGUUGCUGCUACACCAACAGCUGCGGCUACAACUCCAACAGCCGUACCCACAACAAUCCCAGCUGCCGCCACAACAACCACAGCUUCUUCCACAACAAUCACCUCUGCUGCUAUGUCAACAACAGCUGCAACUACAACAACCAAAGCUGAUACCACAACAACCACAGCUGCCCCCACAACAACCACAGCUCCUCCAACAACAACCAUAGCUGCUCCCAUGAAAUCCACAGUGGCAGCUGGGCAAACAUCCACAGCCGUCCCAACAACAACCACAGAUGAAUUUACAACAUCCACAGCUGCUGCUACAAAUAUCACAGCUGAAUUAACAACAUCCACAGUUGCUGCUACAAAAACCGCAGCGGCCCCCACAGCAACAACAAUUACAGCUGCAUCUACAACAACCACAGCUGAUCCCAAAACAACCACAGCUGUUCCCACAACAACCACAGAUGCACCAAUGACACAUACAGCUGGGCAAAAAACCACAUCUGUCCCCACAACAAACACAUCUGAAUUUACAACAUCCACAGCUGCUGCUACGACAACCACAACUGCACCCUCAACAACCACACCUGCUCCGACAACAUCCAUAGCAGUCCCCACAACAACCACAGCUGUCCCUACAACAACUACAGCUGCUACGAAAACAAACACAGGUUUUUUCACAACAACCAAAGCAGCACCACAAACAACCACAGCUGCUAAUACGACAACAAUAGCUGCGGCUACAACAACCACAGCCGUCCCCACUACAAUCACAGCUGCUCCCACAACAACCAAAGUUGCACCAACGACAACCACAGCCGUGACGACGACAACAGCUUCAUCCACAACAACCACAUUUGCUCCCAUAACAACCACUGCUGCUCACAAAACAGCCAUAUCAGCAGCAACAACAAUUACAGCUGCUGCUAGUCACACAACAACCACAGCUGCACCCGCAAUAACCCCAGUUGCUCCCACAACAACCAGAUCAGCACCAAUAACAACUACGUCUGGGGCAAAAUCAACUCACACAACCACAGCUACUCCCACAACAACCACAGCUUAUCCCACAACAACCACCUCUGCUGCUAUGUCAACAACAGCUGCAACUACAACAACCAAAGCUGAUACCACAACAACCACAGCUGCCCCCAAAACAACCACAGCUCCUCCAACAACAACCACAGCUGCACCCAUGAAAUCCACAGUGACACCAAUGACAACUACAGCUGAGAAAACAUCCACAGCCGUCCCCAAAACAACCACAGAUGAAUUUACAACAUCCACAGCUGCUGCUACAACAAUCACAGCUGAAUUAACAACAUCCACAGUUGCUGCUACAAAAACCGCAGCUGCCCCCACAAAAACAACACCAGCACCAACAACAACUACCGUUGCAGCGGCAACAACAAUUACAGCUGCAUCUACAUCAACCACAGCUGCUGCUACAACAACAACAACUGCGUCUACAACAACCACAGCCGUCCCCACUACCACCACAGCUGCUGCCAUAACAAGCACAGCUGCACCAACGACAACCACAGCCGUGACGAUGAAAACAACAGCUUCAUCCACAACAACCACAUUUGCUCCCAUAACAACCACUGCUACUCCCAAAACAGCCAAAGCAGCAACAAAAAUUACAGCUGCGGCUACAACAACCACAGGUUCACCAAUGACAACUACCGUUGCAGCGGCAACAAUAACUACAGCUGCAUCUACAACAACCACAGCUGAUCCCAAAACAACCACAGCUGCUCCCACAACAACCACAGACGCACCAAUGACACCUACAGCUGGGCCAAAAACCACAGCUGUCCCCACAACAACCACCGCUGAAUUGACAACAUCCACAGCUGCUGCUACGACAACCACAACUGCACCCACAACAACCACAUCUGCUCUGACAACACACAUAGCAGUCCCAACAACAACCAAAGCAGCACCACCAACAACCACAGCUGCUGCUACGACAACAACAGCUGCGGCUACAACAACCACAGCCGUCCACACUACAACCACAGCUGCUGCCACAACAACCACAGCUGCACCAACAACAACCAUAGCCGUGAUGACGACAACAACAGCUUCAUCCACAAAAACCACAUUUUCUCCCAUAACAACCACUGCUGCUCCCAAAACAGCCACAUCAGCAGCAACAACAAUUACAGCUGCGGCUACAACAACCACGGGUGCACCCACAACAACCACUGCUGCACCAACGACAACUACAGCUGCUCCGAAAACAACCACAGCUGCUCCCACAACAACCACCUCUGGUCACACAACAACCACAGCUGCACCCUCAACAACCACAGCUGCUCCCACAACAACCACAGCUGCUCCCACAACAAUGACAGCAAAUUCCACAAUACCAAUAUCAGCACCAAUGACAUCUACAGCUGGGGCAACAACACAAGUCUCCACUCUUCCUACAAGAAACACAGCAGCACCAACGACAAUAACAUUUGUGGCGAUCACAACUACAGCUGCACCAAAAACAACCACAGCUGCUCCCACAACUGCCAAAGCUGCACCCACAACAGUCACAUCUGCUCCCCCAACAACCACAGACUCACCCACUACAAUCACAGCCGCUGGUACGAAAACCACAGCUGUGGCUACACAAACCACAGCCGUCCCCACAAUGAACACAGCUGUUCCCACAACAACCACAGAUACACCCACAACAACCCCAGCUGCACCAACGACAACUACAGCAGGGGCGAAAACAACUACAGCUGCACCCAAAAUAACCACUGCUGGUCACAUAACAACCACAGCUACACCCACAACAACCACAGUUGCUUCCACAACAACCACACCUUCUGCUACAUCAACAAUAGCUGGUGUUCAAACAACUACAGCUGCCCCGACAACAACCACAGUUGCAUUAACAACAUCCACAGCAUCCACCACAACAACCACAGCAACACCAAUGAAAAUCACAGCUGCUGCUACAACAACAACAGCUGUUACUUCAAAAACCACAGCCGUCCCUACAAUAACCACAGCUGCUCCUGUAACAACCACUGCUGCUCCCACAACAACCAAAGCUGCUCCCACAACAACCGAAGCUCCUCCCACAACAAUCACAGCAGCACCAACAACAAAAACUGCUGUGGCAAUAACAACUACACCUGCAGCCACAACAACCACAGCUGCUCCCAUAUCAACUACUGCUAGUCCUGCAACAGCCACUGCUGCUUCUACGACAACUACAUCUGUGACUACGACAAUCACAGCCGCCCCCAAAACAACCACAGCUUAUCCCACAAUAACCACAUCAGCACCAAUGACGACCACAGCUCCUGUUACCACAACAGUUCCUCCCCCGACAACAGCGGCUCCCAUAACAACCACAUAUUCCCUCACAACAACCACAUUUGCUCCUACAUCAAACACAUCUGCUCCCAGAACAACUGCAGCUUCACCCAUAUCAACCACAGCUGGUCCCACAACAACCACAGCUGCUGCUACGACAAAAACCGCUGUGGUUACAACAACCACAAUAGCACCAACAACAAUUACAUCUGCGGCUACAACAACCACAGCUGCACCCACAACAACCAAAGUAGCCCCAAUGACAACCACAGCUGCUGCUAUGACAAAAACAGCUGUGGCUACAACAAGCACAGCCGUAUCCCCAACAACCACAGCUGCUCCCACGACAACCACAGCCACUCCCACAACAACCACAUCAGCACCAACAACAAUUACAGCUGCGGCUACAACAACCACAGGUGCACCCACCAAAACCACAGCUGCACCAUCUACAACUACAGUUGCGGCGAAAACAACUACAGCUGCACCCACGACAAAAACAGCUGGGGAUACAACAACCACAGCCAUUCACACAACAACCACAGCUGCUCCCACAACAACCACAACUGCACACACAACCACCACAGCUGCACCCACAACCACCACAGCUGCACCCACAACCACCACAGCUGCACCCACAACAGCCACAGCUGCACCCACAACCACCACAGCUGCUUCUACAUUAACAAAACCUGUGGUUCUAACAACCACAGCCAUCCCAACAACAAUGACUGUUGCAUUAACAACAUCCACCACAACAAUUAAAGCAGCCCCAAUGACAACCACAGCUGCUGCUACGCAAACAUUUUUUGUGGCUACAACAAGCACAGCUGUACCCACAACAACCACAGCUGCUCCCACAACAACUGCAGCUGCUCCCACAACAACCACAGCAGCACCAACAACAAUUACAUCUGCGGCUACAAAAACGAAAACUGCACCCACAACAACCACAUCUGCUCCCGCUACAGCCACUGCUUCUCCCACAAUAAAUACACCUGCUCCCACACCAACCACAGUGGUGACAACGAAAACACCUGCGUCACCCACAACAACCACAGCUGCUUCCAAAACAACCACAGCUGCUUCCACAACAACCACAAGUGCUCCCACAACAACCACAGCUGCUCCCACAACAAAUACAGCUGCUCCCACACCAACCACAGCUGCUCCCAAAACAACCACAGUUUCUGCCACAACAAUAACAGCUGCUGAUAUAUCAACAAAAGCUGCCCCCACAACAGCCAGUGCUGCUCCCACAAAAACCACAGCAGCACCAACGACAACUACAGCUGUGGCAACAACAACC
This is a messenger RNA of Coregonus sp. 'balchen', 19279 nucleotides long. The record is from the annotation of a GenBank genome assembly. Lineage: Eukaryota; Metazoa; Chordata; Actinopteri; Salmoniformes; Salmonidae.